AUGACCAGCACAUCAGAUCGAGUGUGUCUGAUCUAUCUGCCCCCUGUGAAGGAAAGGAUUGCUCAGCUUGAGAAAGGCUCCAAGCACUUUUUCCGGAGCUCUACGGAGCGUCCACCAGCCUUAGAGAUGGCCUCAGACAUGGCUGCCCUCUUGGUCAAGUUGACCGCAGCCGGGACUUCCGAUGGUGACAGGAAGGAGUCUGCCCAGCAGGUGGCAGAUCUCGUCAAGGAGGCUGGCAUCACCAUUCUCAAGGCAACGGGCCUCAUUGAGGCACUGAAGAAGGCAUGUGUGGACAAGAAGAACGCUGGGGCCAAGGAGGGUGCCGCGCUUGCUAUCAAUGCGCUGGCAACCACUGUGGGCCAGCCCAUGGAGCCCUACCUCGUGCCCCUGCUGCCCAACAUCCUUGCCCUCUAUGCGGACAAGGUGUCUGUCAAGGCUGCGGCGGAGAAGGCUGCCAAGACCAUUGUUGACAACAUCAACAUCUACGGUGUCAAGAACCUGCUGACUAUCCUCUUUGAGUCUCUCGAGGCUAAGCACAAGUGGCAGACCCGCGUGGGGGCCCUGGUCCUCAUUGGCUCUCUGGCAAAGAUCGCCCCCGACCAGCUGGCUAACUGCCUGAUUGAUGUUGUGCCGACGGUGUCCCAGUACAUGUCUGAUGCGAAGACCCAGGUUGCGGACGCGGCUGUCGUCUGCAUGAACGAGACUUGCAGUGUCGUUGGCAACAUUGAUAUUGAGCCUUUCGUGCCCAGCCUCAUCAGCUGUAUCCCCCGCCCCGAGGAGGUGCCUGAGUGCGUGCAUGGCUUGGCAUCCACCACCUUUGUUCAGGCUGUGCGUGCCCCCACCCUGUCCCUCAUGGUGCCCCUCCUGCUCCGUGGUCUGCGUGAGCGCGCCACGACUAUCCGCCGUCAGACCUGCAAGAUCAUUGACAACAUGGUCCAGCUGGUCGACGACCCGGCUGACGCUGAGUGCUUCCUGCCCCUGCUCCUGCCCGGGCUCGAGAAGGCUGCCAAUGAGAUUGCUGACCCUGAGGCCCGGACUGUGGCUGUCAAGGCGUUUGCCACGCUGAAGAGGGUGUCUGGCCACGGCAAGGCCGAGGAGCAGAAGUUCCCCUCAGCGGCUCCCAAGAAGGUGGAGCAGCAGGUUGUGCUUUCUCUGGCCAAGGAGGCCACCGUCAAGGUGGACGCUGCCUUCGCCCCCUCUGUGGAGUAUGUCAGCAAUGUGAUCACCACCAUGGUUGCGGAGCAGAACUUCCUGUACGACCACUGGAAGUCACAGGCUGUCGCCCCGUACCUGGGCUCCCUGAUGGCUGAGACAGAGGUUGACAAUGUGACCCAGAGCCUGCUGGACAAGCUGCUCCAGGAGACCCAGGGCAAGAAGGUCAAUGAUGAUGAUGAGGAGCAGGGCGAGGACCUGUGCAACUGCGAGUUCAGCCUGGCCUAUGGUGCCAAGAUUCUGCUCAACAACGCACACCUCAGGUUGAAGAGGGGCAAGCGGUACGGGCUGUGCGGGCCCAACGGGGCUGGCAAGUCCACCCUGAUGCGCGCCAUCGCCAACGGCCAGCUUGAGGGCUUCCCCCCCAAGGACCAACUGCGUACCGUCUAUGUCGAGCACGACAUCGACGCCUCUGAGGCCGAGACCCCCGUCGUGGAGUUUGUCUUCUCUGACCCUGCUCUCCAGGGCACCUCUGCUCCCAGCCACAAGGAGGUUGAGGAGACCCUCUCCAGCGUUGGCUUCACGGACGCCAUGCAGCAGGGCCCUGUUACCGCCCUCUCUGGAGGCUGGAAGAUGAAGCUCGCCCUCGCCAGGGCCAUGCUCAUGAAGGCAGACAUCUUCCUGCUGGACGAGCCUACUAACCAUCUUGACACCAAGAACGUCGCCUGGAUCGUCAACUACCUGACCAACCUCCCCAAUGUCACCUCCAUGAUCGUGUCCCACGACUCUGGCUUCCUCGACAACGUCUGCACAGGCAUCAUCCAUUAUGAGGGCAAGAAGCUCAGAACCUACAAGGGUAACCUCUCCGAGUUUGUCAAGGUCCGCCCCGAGGCCGCUGCCUACUACAAGCUGGAGGCUUCCAGCACCACUUUCAAGCUCCCUGAGCCCGGUUUCUUGGAGGGCGUCAAGACCAAGUCCAAGGCCAUCAUCAAGAUGUCCAAGGUUGGCUACACCUACCCCGGCACUGAUAGGAAGAUUAUCAGUGACAUCAGCCUGGCCUGCUCACUGCUGAGCCGUGUGGCGGUUAUCGGCCCCAACGGUGCUGGCAAGUCCACCAUGAUCAAGGUCCUGACUGGAGAGUUGGAGCCUCAGGAGGGCAUGGUCUGGAAGCACCCGAACUUGCGGGUUGCCUACGUGGCCCAGCACGCUUUCCACCACAUUGAGCAGCACUUGGACAAGACCCCCAACGAGUACAUCCAGUGGCGGUAUGCCAUCGGUGAGGACCGCGAGUCGCUGUCCAAGACGCACAGGCAGGCGACUGAGGAGGAGGAGAAGCUGAUGGCUAAGCAGCACGUGAUUGACGGCCAGAAGCGGGUAGUGGAGAAGAUUCUGAGCAGGAGGAAGCUCAAAAACAGCUACGAGUACGAGGUGCGGUUCGUCAACGGGACGCCUGACGACGAUGUGUGGAUGAAGAGGACAGAGCUUGAGGACAUGGGCUUCACCAAGAUGGUGAACGAGAUCGACAUGAAGGAGGCUGCGCGGUUGGGUCUGCACUCCAAGCCCCUCACCAAGCGGGGUAUUGAGAAGCAUCUCGAGGAUGUCGGCAUCGAGCCGGAGGUCGGCUCCCACACCAGGAUGCGCGGGUUGUCGGGCGGGCAGAAGGUCAAGGUCGUGCUGGCGGCUGCUAUGUGGCUGAACCCUCACAUGUUGGUCCUGGACGAGCCCACCAACUACUUGGACCGGGAGUCGCUCGGUGCUUUGGCUGGUGCCAUCCGGGAGUAUGGCGGCGGUGUUGUCAUGAUCUCACAUAACUCUGAGUUCACCAAGGAGCUGUGCGGCGAGACCUGGUUGAUGGACGCUGGCAGGCUGACCGCUACGGGUGUGCCCGAGUACCUGACUGGCCAGGGUGACAAGGUUGAGUGGAAGCGGGAGGAGACCAUGAUCGAUGCCUUGGGUAACGAGGUUAAGAUCAAGCAGCCCAAGAAGAAGCUCAGCAGACAGGAGCUGAAGAAGAAGGAGAAGAUCCGGAAGGCCAAGCUCGCUCGGGGUGAGGAGGUCAGCGACUCCGAGGAUGACGAGUAGACGGGGUUCUGAGGGUUUUGGUCGGAAGGAGUCAUGGCGAAAGCCGAACUGAGUCGGGGGGAGGGGUGUUUUUGAGUCACUGCAUCGCGCAAAGCGCAUGCCGGGGGUCCUGGGGGAGGGGAGGUAAAAGGCACUGCAUAAACGAGAGUUUGAUUACAUUUGUCAAAUGACAAUAUAUAAACAAACCAUUCUUUCGCUGCCAAGUGUCCGGGGUUCUGUGUUGGGACUGGUAGGGCAGAUUGCCUCGGUCCACACGGGACAGGGGUGAGGGGGGGUACAAUAGACGGGCAUGGGGGAAGUCAGUAGAGUGAAUUCACUUGGCAGCUUCCAAGGUAGAAUAAACUCCGCUCUGCAAGCAGAGAUCAAACUCGACAGGAAGAGUGUUCAAAGUGUGGUCCAGUAAACUAUCUCCGUCUGUUGAGGCUGACAAAAGCAUCACGCAGUAACAGUAACCAUUUUAGUAUACCAUACAAUUCAUUGAACUUGCAACUUGAAUUGAUUGUUACAACUUUGUGCGCUGAGAUUGAUGUUAUUCCAGUCCCUUGUCUGCUUU
Klebsormidium nitens is the source of this 3787-nucleotide messenger RNA. Lineage: Eukaryota; Viridiplantae; Streptophyta; Klebsormidiophyceae; Klebsormidiales; Klebsormidiaceae. The record is from the annotation of a GenBank genome assembly.